UACCGGGCCCGGCGGGAGCGGGUCGGGUUCUGUGCGCAGGCGCUCGCUCCUCACAGUCUCGGCCUGGUGGGACGUGGUCGCGCGCGGGGCAACGGGUUUGCUCUUUGAAGAACAGGUUUCUGAGCUCUUAGAGGAAUAUCAGAAAAUGAACAAAUCUCAGAUUGACCAGGAAGGUGCCGUCCAGGGAUCUGUGUCAUUCGAUGAUGUGACUGUGAAUUUCAGCCGGGACGAGUGGCUAUGCCUGAGCAGUACUCAGAGGAUCCUGUACCGGGAUGUGACACUGGAGAACUACAGCCACCUGGUCUUCGUGGGAUAUUGCCUCACCAAACCAGACGUGAUCCUCAGGUUGGAGCAAGGAGAAAAUCCAUGGACAUUAGAGGGAGAGCAUCCAGGCCAGGCUUAUCCAAAAGCCCAGAAGCUAAGUGAUCUGGUAAAGAGAAGCCAGGAGAACCCAGAUGAACACUUGUGCUGUGCGUCCCUCCUACACAACACACUGAGUAAGAAGAGAGAGAACAUUUCUGGAAACACACUUAAUCUGGACACAAACCCUGUUUCUUCAGGAAAAACACCCUGUGAAAAUGACUCACGUGGAGUGAGUGAGAAAUGUAUUUCAGAAUCAAGUGUUACUGAUAAAAAGGAUUCAAGUAGGAACUCCAGUGCACUCACUGAACAUGGGAAGUUGCCUCUUGACUGUGAGCAAGGAAACAGUCAGACUGAGCAGAAGUCUGAUGCGUGUAACCACGGUGAGGAAUCUCUGGGUGGUAAUGAGGGUCUUACUGAGCAACAGGAAGUUCAAGCUGUGGGACCACCUUUGGAAGAUAAUGAUGGUGGAGAAGCCGCCCCUGAACAGGCAGCCACCACCUCACCCCAGACGGCAGAGGCAGGAGAGAAGCCCUGUGACCACGAGGAACCCACAGGAAGUACCAGUGCCAUGUCAGUCCCUGACAUCCCUCAAGAAUGUCAGAUGAGGACAGAUUGCUCUGAAGUUAAUGGGUGUGAGAAAUCAGUGGUUUGUGAGGACCAGCAAGUUAACAUGGAGGAGAAAACCCAGGAAGCCAGUGAAAAUGAGGGUGCCAGCAAGAAGCCCCAUCUCACUCAAGCUCCUGGAACUUGCACAGGGGAGAACACCUUUGAAUGCAGUCAUUGCAAGAAAUCUUUUCGCCAGGAGUCCCAACUUACUAACCAUCAGAGGACCCAUACACAAGAGAAACCUCAUAAAAGUAGUAAACGUGGGAAAACCUUCCAGAAAUCACAGCUCACUGACUCAAAGAGAACUAACCGAAGACAGAAACGCCGUGAACAUAAGGCACGUGGAAAAGCCCUUGUGAAGUCCCCUCUCGGGGACCAGCAGAGGACACAGCCAGGAAAGAAGCUGUAUGUAUGUGAUGACUGUGGGAAACCUUUCCGCUAUCACUCAGCCCUCAAAGUCCAUCAGCGGAUCCAUACGGGAGAGAAGCCCUAUAAGUGCCAUGAGUGUGGGAAAUCCUUCUAUGCCAAGUCCAACUUCACUCAUCAUCAAAGAAUCCAUACAGGAGAGAAGCCCUUUGAAUGUCAGGAAUGUGGGAAGUCCUUCUCUGUGAAGUCAAACCUCACCAAACACCAGAAGACACACACAGGGGAGAAGCCUUUCAAGUGUAGCGAAUGUGAGAAAACCUUCUUCCAGAAGUCACAAUUUGCUGACCAUCAGAGAACCCACACAGGGGAAAAACCCUAUACAUGUACUGAGUGUGGGAAAUCUUUUUACUAUAAGUCAGCCCUACAUGUCCAUCAGGGGAAGCACAGAGAAGAGAAGCCUUACAAAUGUACUGAGUGUGAGAAAUCCUUCUGCUAUAAGUCAGCCCUGAUUAUCCAUCAGGUAACUCACACAGGGAAGAAACCCUACGACUGUAAUGAGUGUGGGAAAACCUUUUGUGUGAAGUCAAAUCUCACUAAACACCAGAAAAUUCACACAGGAGAGAAACCCUAUACAUGUAAUGAGUGUGGCAAAUCUUUCUCUAUGAAUUCAAUCCUUGUUGUACACCAUCGGACCCACACAGGGGAGAAACCUUACAACUGCAACGAGUGUGAGAAAUCCUUUUACAAAAAGUCAGCUCUUACUAAACAUCAGAGAACUCACAGCGGGGAUAAACCACAUGAAUGUUCUGAAUGUGGGAAGUCUUUUCAUAUGAAAUCUACCCUCAUUAUACACCAGAGAACUCACACUGGAGAGAAACCUUACAAAUGUAAUGAAUGUGAAAAGUCAUUCUACGUGAAGUCUCAUCUUAAUAUCCAUCAGAGGAAUCACACAGGAAAGAAACCCCAUGUAUGUGGUGAAUGUGGGAAAGCCUUUACCAUGAAGUCAAACCUCACCGAUCAUCAGAGGACGCACUCAGAGGAGAGACCUUACAAAUGUAAUGAGUGUCAGAAAGCCUUUCGCCACAAGUCAACCCUAACUGUACAUAAGAGAACUCAUACAGGGGAGAAACCUUACAAAUGUAAUGACUGUGGGAAAUCCUUCUAUAUGAAGUCAGCCCUCAGUCAACAUCAGAGAAUACACACAGGCGAGAAGCCCUAUGAUUGUAAACAGUGUGGGAAAGCCUUCUUCCAGAAGUCACACCUCACUAAACACCAUCGGACACACACAGGAGAGAAGCCCUAUGAAUGUAAGGAAUGUGGGAAAACCUUCUUCCAGAAGUCACACCUCAUUGAACACCAGCGAACACACACUGGGGAGAAACCCCAUGAGUGCAAUGAAUGUGGGAAAUCCUUCUGCUAUAAGUCAGCCUUAACCAUACAUCAGAGAAUUCACUCAGAUGAAAAACCCUACAAAUGUAGUGAAUGUGACAAGUCUUUCUGUAUGAAAUCACACCUCACUGUACAUCAGAGAACUCACUCAGGGAAACACCCCUUUGAAUGUUAUGAAUGUGGAAAGGCUUUUUAUGUGAAGUCAAACCUCAUCAACCACCAGCGGACUCACACUGGGGAGAAGCCUUAUAUAUGUAGUACAUGUGGGAAAUCCUUCGGUAUGAAGUCGGCCCUCACAGUUCAUCAACAGGGACACACAGGGGAGAAGCCCUAUGCAUGUAAUAAAUGUGGGAAAGCCUUCUGCAAGAAGGCAGCUCUCACUAGUCAUCAGGUGAUUCACAGGAGAAUGACACCCUGAAUUAUAAUAAAUGUACUGCUUCCUCCUGUGUGGAGUCAGACUUUGUUGCACCAGGAGGAUUUGCAGGAGGUGACGUGAAUGUAAUCACGUGGCAGCCCUCAUGUAUAACUUCAGUCUUCAACACAAGGGAGACGGGCUAGAUGACUCUCUACAAAAUGAAUAUGGGAAGACUUUGUGUCAUGUCUUAACUACAUGUCAGAGGACUCAAAUGGGAGAGCGCCCUGAGACAUCCUGUGUACAUUAGUAUCCACCAACAUAUCAAGUGCACAUUGCAGAGAAAGCACGGGGAAAAGUGAACAGUGAAAGUGUAAAGCCAUUUAUGGUCACAGCUUACUGCACAUCAGGUAACUGAUAUGGGUGUGAAAUUGUGUGGGCAUUUCAUGUGCACGUAAGCUCCAAAAUAAUCAAACUAAAUUGAAAAAGUAAAUAGAAAAACACUAAGGGAACAUUAUUAAUUUAGGUGAUGGGGCACUCCUGAUGCUUCUAGAAAUGUAAUGCUGAAGUCAUGUUUCAGACUUGAUUCCAAAUUUUGAAAAUAUGAUGUGAGAUGUGUCUAAUCUUUGGAUGAUAAAGGUUUUUGAAAAAACACAAGUUGCUGCAGCAAGCUGUCACUUUAGUUAUUUGAAGAGGACUUGAGGUGAGUAGGGCUUCUGAAUGUGAGUAGGUAGCAUGCUUAUGUUGUGUACCUUUGGUUUUCAUGGUGAAACUCAGUGCAGUUGCCAGUGAAAAAUGUUGCCCCACAGCUUAAUAACUGUUAGGACAGACUUCCCACACUGAUGCCACCAAUGCUUCUUUGUAGCUUAACAGUACAGUAUACAUUGAGUGACAUUUGACAAAUUUGAGUACUGUACCACAGCAUAUUAUUAUACUGAGGAAAGCAAAAUAUAAGAAACUAUAUGUAGCGUGUUAUCUUUUAUGUAAGAGUUGAGGGGACAUGUGUAUAUAUAUGUAUACCUUUUUAUGAAGUUUUGACUUUUGAAAAUGAUUAUUUAUAUAUGCAAAAGGAAAUAAAAGCAGGUUUUAAAAUUGAAAAUGAAGAGAAUACUCAAGGUUAUUUCACAUUGGUAAAUCAACCACACAGAAAUUAUCAGAGACUUUUGAACCCAGUAUCAUAACUAUGCAUCCUUAGUUGAAACAUUUUUCAGGAACAAGAAGGGUCAAAGAAAAUGGUAAUGUCACUCAUUAAUUUCCAUGUUAGUAAUAUUGAUGCUAUUUUAACCUAUUUUGUGUAUAUUUUAGGAUGAAGCAAAAAUUUCCAGUUUAAGAGGUGACAAGAAUCAAAUUCUUCAGGGAAAACUCCCCGUAGUGAUAAAUAUGAGUUGGAAACUUAAAAAAUUAUUUCCACAUCUGUUCAUUGACAGGGCCUUUAAAAAGUGUUACCAGGGCUGGGGAUGUGGCUCAAGCGGUAACGUGCUCGCCUGGCAUGCGCGGGGCGCUGGGUUCGAUCCUCAGCACCACAUAAAAUAAGGAUGUUGUGCCCACCGAAAAUUGAAAGAUAAAUAUUAAAAAACAGUGUUACCAGUAUAGUGAUCAGUAGAUUCUGUGCCUAGCAUUGCCACCAAGGGAAAGGGAACUCUGUGGAGGAAUAGCUGGUGAUUUGGGGUCCUGAGGCAUCCACAGUGAACCUAGGGCCUCCUGGGUAGGAAACCAAGGAAAUGCUCAGAUUGAAGGGCAAUGAAAGAACACAGCAGCUAGUUUGGAGGGGCUCCAGUGGCCAAAUUAGAAGUAAUUUGGCGAUCAAGAAGGAUGACUGUAACUGAUUGAACAGUUUUAAUAAACAAAAAUCUGAGACUGCAGUAAUCUCCACACAUAAGAAGGGCCAAAAUAAUCUAUGAGCUAAUACAGGCAGAAGGAAUGGUAGAAUUUUAGAACCUGCUUGGUAGCAUCCCCUAGUGCAUCUAGAUACAGAUCACAGAGCACAUGGGUGUGAACACGGUUGCAUCCUGUGACUCAGGGCUGGGUGGGUGGAGGCUGUGAGCUGAUGGAAGACCUCACUCUGCUGGGCAGGGCUCAGUGAAUCAGCUCUGCCACUGAGAGAAUCCAAGCCUGUUGGAGUUAAGAUUCUUUGGUUAUUUGGAGCUAUAAGACAUCCUCACUUUGAAGAGGGAUACCUUUUUAAAAAUGUAAUUCAGGUUCUGAACUCUAACUCAGUGGUAGAGGGUGUGCUUAGCAAGCAUGAGGCCUGGGUUCAGUCUCCAGUUACCAUUCCUCCAAUUAUGUAAUUUACAAGAACACUCUGUGGCUGUCUGAGGAGAAAAUUAUUUCAGCAUUUGUUUCCUGUUCUGUAAAUGUCCAUGUCAUGAAGAGAUAUUAUUUUUUUAAAAAAAAAAUAUUGUUAGUUGUAGAUGGAUACAAUACCUUUAUUUAUCUUUAUGUGGUGCUGAGGAUGGAACCCAGUGCCUCACAUGUGCUAGGCAAGUACUCUACCACUGAGCCACAACCCCAGCCCUGAGAUAUUAUUUCUUGUUUGAAAGAAAGAUAGUGCAGGGAAUUUCCUUUGGGGACCUAGUUGUGUAUAAGUAUCCUUAUUUCUCUUUAUACAAAACAGUCCUUUAAAAAAACAAACACAUUACUCAUUGACCUUUUUCUGAGAGUCUCACUGUGCUGCCCAGGCUGGUCUCAAACUCCCAAACUCAGCCAUCCUCCUGCCUCAGUCUUUCCAGUAGCUGG
This is a messenger RNA of Marmota monax (woodchuck), 5812 nucleotides long. RefSeq names its product zinc finger protein 260. Gene Ontology annotation, molecular function: DNA-binding transcription repressor activity, RNA polymerase II-specific. The coding region runs from base 146 to 3142 and encodes 998 amino acids. Gene Ontology annotation, biological process: regulation of cytokine production; regulation of immune system process; negative regulation of transcription by RNA polymerase II. NCBI's taxonomy places the organism in Eukaryota, Metazoa, Chordata, Mammalia, Rodentia, Sciuridae. The record is from RefSeq and is a predicted model, not a curated record. The transcript has 5 exons.